UAACGAACGCCUAAUGGCGCACUUGAGACACUGUGCCACUGUGUGCCACCAAAGGGGCGUGGCACGGGCAUAGGGUUAGGCCAAAACGGAUAAUGAGAAUGGAUCUGUCCGGGCAAGCGGAGGUUGCUCGGUUGGCCUUAAACGGCCAAGCGGGGGACGGGAACAGUACUCGGUAGCAUCCCAUCCCCCAGUCCCCCAGUCACUCUCUCACACUUUCUCUAGUUUUUUGUGCGCUGAAAUGAAAUUGAAAUAUUAAAUAUUUAUCCAAUUCAAGGAAGAAAUCACAUCAUCCGUGUCCGUGCUUCUGAUGUGUCGCGGAAAAGCCUAAUGCAUAUAUGAAAUGAUCAACCGAAGGGCAAUUUAUCAGCAUCCCAGAAGUGUGCUCAGAAAAGUGUAAAAAAAAGAUACAAGAUACGACAAGCGAAACAAAGGAAAAACGCCAACCCAACUAACAACCCGACAACAGCAAUAACAAUUUGUCAAGCACACACACAACAUACACACACCCAUACAUGCAGGCACACACACACACACACACACGUGCACGUACACAUAAAACCUAAAAAUAUAUCCCACGCGUUUAAAAACGCCUCAGCCUUUCAGGAUACGGAAUUAACGAGAUGGCAGCCAAGCCAAUGGAGAUGCACCUGGAGCUGGACCUCAUGGAGAAUCAUGUCAAAUGAACAUAUGCCUGUGCAGUUUUCCAUCGAUUUUCGUCUUGCGCCACAACGGACUGGGGAUGAAACACCAAACACAUAAAACGGAUUUGAUAUUAAAAAAAUAUGCAGAAACAAGAAAAAAGGCGCGAGCUGCGCCUAAAGCGAUUCUGGCGCUCGCCGAAAACAACCUCCUCGGACGACUCCACGGGCUAUGAGAGUCCGACGCGAACGAAACCAGCAGCAGCAAGUGCCAGCAGCAGCGAUGGGCAGCGUUUCAAUCAUCUGCACUACACCAGCCUAUCGCAGGGCUCUGGCACCUCAUCCUCGGCGGGACCGGCGUGUCUCGGUCCAGGGGGUGGUCUGACUGCAUCCACCACUGGGGCAGGGUCAUCCGGGAACAACAAGCCAUCCUGUUCGCUGCCACUGCUCCAGGUGUGGCCCAGCCAGCCGCUCUUGCGCCAGGAGGGCUUCGUACAGUUGCGUCGUAACAGCGGCCCCGAGGGCCAGCGGGACUCACCGCGCGGCGAGGCCGAUGGCCAAUCCUUCAUAUUCCCCGCCAUCGUGGAGACGAAUGUCAGCAGCAGCCUCCUGGCCGGAGGGAGCAGCAGCAACCUCAAUCUGAAUGCCCGGCGCAGCCAGAAUCAUCUGACCCUCAGCACGGAUCGGCGCAGCUCGCUAUACUGUGAUACCCUGCACGCCGGCGACUCGGGCAUCGACUCGGUGCAGGCAUCGCCUUCGCCCAACGCCUUCAUCGCCCCGCCGGGUGUGCUGAGCCUCCCCAUGGGUCGGACGGGUGGUGGAUCGUGCCACGUAUCGCCCACAAGUACGCCUACACAGGGCUCCCCGAACCUGUCGCUGGGCCGGCGAGGCAUCAGGAACAGCAUCUGUGUGGUGCCCAGCGGCGAUGGUGGAAGGCGCAAGUCUAGUGCCUUGCUCCACCCGGAUCAUGCCAGGCUGUUCGCGUUGAGGAUGAAGCAUGCGGCGGCUCUGGAACGGGCGCAGACAUCGCCAGACCAAACCUCCAUCGAGGAUGCCAAUGAGUUCCAUGACAACGGACUGGCCACCAAUCUGCGGCUGUGCUCGGCCGCGUCAUCGACGACGUCGUCGCUAACAUCCGUGGCAGCGGUCAGCCUGGGCGGAUCCGGCGGUGGCGCUGCCGGUGGUGGUGGCUGUGUGGUCGGGCUGGGCAUUGGCAGCAGCGGCCUGGCCACCAGCAGCGGCAGCGGUGGCGCCUGCUCCUCCGGCUCCGCCUAUGCUGUGGGCGCGGCGGGCGUCCAGCAGCGCGUCUCCGAUCCGUGGCUGCAGCCACAAUCGGAUCGGGAGCGAGACUCCCGGCAUGAUGGCCGUCGACGUUCCUCAACGAUGACCGCCCGCUACUCCCUCUUCGAUGCCCUCGACCUGGAGUACGUCCUACUGAGGGCCGCAGCCAGGGGUUCGGUGGGUCCGUACAGCCUCAGCGAGUCCAUACACAAGCUGACCUUCACCCAAUCCCUGGCGUUUCCCGCUCUGGCCCGUGGCCUGGCCACCAAGCGUCGCCGAUCGGCGACGCACACGAGCUCCAGGCCCCUGAAUCCGCACGAGUCCGGGCUGAACACCUGCGCCAAGGUGGUCACUGCCGUGGUGCUGGUGGCGCUCUCCUUCAUGGUAUUCUUGAUAGUGUACAAGUUUGUGCGGACGUGAGGUUUGCUCCUGGCCCCGUCGCCAGAGUUGCCAGUCACAUAUCAGGCCAACUACGGACUGGAUGAUUCCUCAUCAUCCAUCAUCUCAUCAGCUGGCCGCAGUCUGGGCAAACACAUGUCGGGGUUCAGGAGCAAAUUAGGUCUGCGGGAGGCCGACUUUGAGUGAUCCCUUCUGAAAGGGAAAGCAGUAGAGAACGCGUAGGCAGACGUAUGUAGAUGUAGGUGCAGAUGCAGGUGCAGGUGCAGAAAAAGUGCGUAUUGAAAAUUUUUGUGAUAAACUAUCAAUGAAAAGCAAAUUUUCCACAAAAGAAGAAUUCAAAACAAAACCAAUAACGAAAACAAAACUAAGCAAAUGGAUAGAUAACAAAUUAAAGGCUUAAACAAUUAGUAAACCGCUUCAAGAGGCUUGCCAGAGUUUCAUAUAAAAAUAAUACAAAAUAAUAUUUUUUUAUAUAUAUAAAAAUCAAAUCGCAGCUCGCAUUUCCUAGGCUCCUACUUAGCAAAAAGAUUUUAUAAUAGAACUCUAUAGACUCCUCCUCCCCUCCCACAAAGAAGACAAGGGGGCAAGGAAACAGAAACAGAAACGGAAACCAUUUCACUGUUUGCAGUUACAGUUACAGUUACAGUUACAGUUACAGCUGAGAAGUGCCUAACUUUUUGAACUUCUGGCUAUUUUUCUUCCCGUAAAAUCGAAUUUAUCAAUCAAUCGGCAGCUGCUUUGAAGGGAAAGGACUCCCUCUAGGGAAGGUACUUUGGUGGAGGGCAUUGGAAGGAUAUGUGAUGAUGGAUUUUGAGUUAUUUGUGCGCAAUCGGUAAGAUUUUCAUCAGAACUUUGGUUAUAAAAUAAAACAUAUUCCUGCUAAAACCUCCCCAACAUUUUAAUGUAAUUUCUAUUAGUUCAACACUUCAUUUUGAUCUCUGAUAUUUAUAUUUAUUUCCUGAAACCUUUUCCGCCCAUCAACAUUCCUUGCCAGCCUCCAAGAACACCAUGUUAACAACAUUUUAGUGCUGAAUAAUUGGCUUUAGCCCUUAAGCAACAGGAAACCCCUUGCUUGGAAGAGAUCAAUGGAGAUCAAUGUAACCUACCAGUAAAUAAUGUACUGUACUGUACUGACCUGUUAGAUGGCUGAUUGCAGGGCAGACAGACGAUAUAUGGAAAUCCAGGCAUAUUUAAACAACAUAUUUACGGUAGCUAUAUAUACAUACAUAUGUACUAUAGUUAUACAAGCAAAAUAUAAGUAUAUAUACGAGUCUAUAUGUAGGUACUACGAGCAUAGUAUUGUAUGUACAUAUGUAUGUGGGUGUUUAUAAACGUAUAUAUUUAAGCGGCUUAAAUGUGAAAAAGCACUUGCUGAAAUACCAAUACAAAAGAAAACUAUCUAACUCUACUCUUGACUCGCUGCCUUACUUUCCUCUAGUGAAAAUAGUCGAAACGAAACUAAACGAUAAAUACCAACAUAUGUACGUGUAAACGAAAGCGAAAACCCAAUUAACAAAUUCUUCAUAAAUUGCUGCCUUACUUUCCUACACAUUUGAAUAAAAAUCCUCGAAGAAGGAUACAACUUGGACUCUUGGACUCGUCAGAGCGUUUUUCCAAUUUCCUCUACGAUUCUAUGAGCUUGAACCCAAUAGAUUAUGCAGAACAAAAUCAAUUUUAUAUAUCUAU
Drosophila persimilis is the source of this 4004-nucleotide messenger RNA. Its product is annotated as protein lingerer. Bases 783 to 2339 code for a protein of 518 amino acids. The transcript has 5 exons. The record is from RefSeq and is a predicted model, not a curated record. NCBI's taxonomy places the organism in Eukaryota, Metazoa, Arthropoda, Insecta, Diptera, Drosophilidae.